Molecule: messenger RNA, 627 nt
Organism: Oppiella nova
Lineage: Eukaryota; Metazoa; Arthropoda; Arachnida; Sarcoptiformes; Oppiidae
Source: the annotation of a GenBank genome assembly
AUGAGUGAGCUUGAGAUAAUAGCGAUAUGCGAGGUAUGGUCGGGCAGUACGGCUGAGAUAUAUUUCGCCGACCAGUCGACCGCCGAUGGGUUCGGUAGCGAACACUCGCUAGUGGUGGCCAACCAUAGGUACGAAACGGACGCCGCCUUCCUAUGGCUGGUGGCCGAAAGGUACGGCUGUCUGGGCUCGAGCAAGGCUUUUGCCAAACGAGAGCUCCGGUAUGUGCCGAUAAUCGGGUGGACCUUCUUUUUCGGCGAAUACAUAUUCCUGGAGAGGGACUGGCGUAAGGACGCCGACAACAUAGCCACCGGUUUGGACCACAUUAUGGCUCACAAACAGCCGACGCUACUCAUGAUCGCCGCCGAAGGCACCAGAUUUACGGCACAGAAGUACGAGACGAGUAUGAAGUUUGCCGCCGAUAGGGGACUGGGAGUCCACUAUAAACACCAUUUGUUGCCCAGAGUUAAGGGAUUCGCGUAUUCCGUGCGACACUUGAAGGAGAAGUUUUUAUAUACAAACCCUGAGGCCGCUCUCUAUAGUCUUCAGUUAGCUUUUGAUGAGAACAAGGAGUCCAUCAAAAUAUCAAAUCUUAUAAAAGGCGUUCCCAUGAAUGGUUCGGUUCAUAUC